GAAAUUUUUUAAUAUAUAUAUAUAUAUAUAUUUAAAUGAAAAUAUCAAAUAUAUUAUGAUUAAAGUAGUUCAAAGAUUCUAUAUAUUAUUAGUCUUUUUAAAAUAUGUUAACAAAAAUUCUUAAAGAUAGUCCAACUUAAAAAUUACACAUGAAAAAAGUUGCGACUUCUAUUUAAAAAAUAAUAAUUAAAAAGAUGUUCAUUUACUUAUUUUUAAGAUUGAAAUCUAACUAAAUUUUAUGGUAUCGUUACAAAAACAGAAAUAUACAGUUUUGUUUUACAAAAUAAAACUUUAUAAAUAGCUAAAUAAAUAAAUAAAUUCCUAAUUAUUAUCAAAUUAUUAUACAUUAAUAUUAGUUAGCUUUGACUUAUUUACACAAUAUAAAUUUAUAAUAAUAAUAUAUAUAAAAAUUAAUAGCAUUACUAAAUAUUAAAUACCAGAAUAAAUAAAAAAAGUAUUAUAAACUAACGCAAUACAUAUUAAACUUAUAAUGAUUACAGUGCUAAAUUAAAAUAUUAUUUUUAAAAAUUAUGAUAUUAUUUUAUAGUACAUGUAAUUUAAAAGAAUAAAACACCAUUGUAUUAUAAAAAAUCAUGUAAAAUUUUAACAAACAUUCCAAUUACAAAUCAUAAAUCUUUUCCUAAAUGUACUAAAUACUUCUUGGUAAAUUAAGAGUAUAUGAGUCUUGGAUCUCCUACAAUAUCUGCACUUUCAAGAUUACUUUUUGAAAAAAUAAUUAAUAAUAAUUAUAACUAAAAAUCUAAAUAAUUCAUAUUCCUAAAGAAAAAUAUGAAACUUAAUUCUCAUUACAUUAAAAUUUAUAGAAAAUAAUCUUGUGGUUUAAAAUCUAAUUAGUUAUUAAAUGUUAUACUGUUAACCCAUCUCACAGUAGUGAAGUUCCUCCACUAUAUAAGUAGUCUCACUAUCCCAUAAUCAUCAUCAUCAUAACUAUCAAUUCUUUCUUUCUCUUUGGCUCACCAUCUAUAAUAAACCAUAAUUCCUUCGACAAGAAAAUGGCUAUUGAUCCGAGUCUUUCUUUGGGUUCUAGAACUGGAUCAUUUCCAUUUCUGAGUCUCGACCUUUGUCUCAGCAUUGUCCUCUUCAUAUCCCUUUUCGUUUUCUGGUUGACCCCAGGUGGCUUUGCCUGGGCACUUUACAAAGCUCGUGUCCAUACCCGACAACAAUCCAAAGCCCGAGCCGCCAUUCCUGGCCCGGCAGGUCUCCCCAUCAUUGGCCUCCUCUUGGCCUUCGUCAAUAACGCCUCAACACACAGAAUCCUCGCCAGUAUUGCUAACUCCUGCAAUGCAAAAGCUCUCAUGGCAUUCUCUGUCGGUUCGACCCGGUUUGUUAUAACUAGCGAACCGGAGACCGCCAAAGAGCUCUUAAACAGCUCAGCUUUUGCAGACAGGCCUCUGAAUGAGUCUGCUUACGAGCUGCUUUUUCAUAGAUCUAUGGGGUUUGCUCCCUUUGGUGAUUACUGGAGAGAGCUGAGGAGAAUUUCGUCUACUCAUCUCUUUAGCCCUAAGAGGAUCUCCGGUUUUGCCGAAUCCCGUAGAAAAAUUGGGAAUAGUAUGGUAGAAGAUAUCAACAGCGCAAUGGCGAGUUAUGGAGAGGUGGAGAUCCGAAGAAUCUUGCAUUUUGGAUCACUUAACAACGUGAUGUCUACCGUUUUCGGCAGAACAUAUGAUUUCAACGAUGGUACCAAUGAGUUGGAGCACUUUGUGUCCGAAGGCUAUGAGCUUCUCGGAAUCUUUAACUGGGGUGAUCAUUUCCCGGGAGCGAGGUGGUUAGAUUUACAAGGCGUGAGGAGAAGAUGCCGUAGCCUUGUUGGUAAGGUGAAUGUGUUUGUCGGAAAUAUAAUCGAUGACCACAUAUCAAAGAGGUCUCUUCAUGAUAGUCAAGAAGAAGAAAGCACUAAUGAGGAUGACUUUGUUGAUGUUUUACUUGGCAUGCAAGGCAACAGCAAACUUUCCAACUCUGAUAUGAUUGCCGUCCUUUGGGAAAUGAUUUUUAGGGGAACAGACACCGUGGCCAUUCUAUUGGAAUGGAUCCUUGCGAGAAUGAUUCUACACCCUGACAUUCAAGCCAAGGCGCAGGCCGAGAUCGAUGUUAUCGUGGGUGAAUCGGGACGUCAAGUCUCAGACUCAGACCUCUCCAAGCUUCCAUACCUCCGUGCCAUCGUCAAGGAAACCCUAAGGAUGCACCCACCUGGUCCUCUCCUCGCAUGGGCUCGUCUCACCAUUCACGAUACUCAGAUUGGGACCCACUUUAUUCCCGCUGGGACCACUGCUAUGGUUAACAUGUGGGCUAUAACGCAUGAUGAAAAGGUUUGGCCGGAGGCUCACGAGUAUAAGCCAGAUAGGUUUCUUGGUGCGCCCGAAAGUGGUAACUUCCCCAUCAUGGGAUCUGAUUUGAGGCUUGCUCCCUUUGGUGCUGGACGUAGGGUCUGUCCUGGUAAGUCUAUGGGUAUAGCCACAGUGGAGCUAUGGCUGGCUCAGUUGCUAGGUCGCUUCAAGUGGGUCCCUUGUGGUGAAGUAGAUUUGAGCGAGACUUUGAAGCUCUCUUUGGAGAUGAAGAACCCUCUUGUUUGUAAGGCAAUCCCUAGGGUUUAAUUAGGGCUUCGUUGGUUAUCAAACUAUGCUAUUCUUAUCUCUCUCUCUUGGUUUUGUUUGAUUUCCUAUUGCUUUAUACUCAUUUUUGUCAGUAGCUAUAUCUAAAUAAAAGUUCCAAUAUAUGGUAA
Brassica napus (rape) is the source of this 2740-nucleotide messenger RNA. Its product is annotated as cytochrome P450 78A5. NCBI's taxonomy places the organism in Eukaryota, Viridiplantae, Streptophyta, Magnoliopsida, Brassicales, Brassicaceae. The transcript is spliced from 2 exons. Gene Ontology annotation, molecular function: monooxygenase activity; oxidoreductase activity, acting on paired donors, with incorporation or reduction of molecular oxygen; heme binding. The coding region runs from base 1014 to 2612 and encodes 532 amino acids. The record is from RefSeq and is a predicted model, not a curated record.